This is a messenger RNA of Epithele typhae, 741 nucleotides long. RefSeq lists its product as uncharacterized. The transcript is spliced from 8 exons. Lineage: Eukaryota; Fungi; Basidiomycota; Agaricomycetes; Polyporales; Epitheliaceae. The coding region runs from base 1 to 741 and encodes 246 amino acids. The record is from RefSeq and is a predicted model, not a curated record.
AUGCCCGAGCAAGGCCGCCGUACCAAUCCCAUCCAAGAGCUGGCGGAGAAGGAGAUUUCCAACUUCGGGAACACCACGCACGCUAUCAAGGAGUGCUUCAGCACUGUCACGAACGAGCUCUCAGGGCUCGACGCCUUCGGCUUCAAGGUGGAUGGGCAGCCGGCGAUGCUGAGUGAGCACUGGAAGGUGCUCUCCGACAGGUUCGAGGAGAGCCUGCGGCAAGGCCGGUACCUCACGGCCGAGGCGACGUUCGUUCUGCACACGCACUCCAAGGCUAUCUUGGACGAGGUCCAUAAGGGCGAAAACGUGGAGGAGGUCAAAGCGGAGCUUCUCGAGCUAGAAAAUCAAAUGAAAACCAAGCAGGAAGAAUCUAAAGACAGGAGACGCAGCUUCGAACACCUUUCGACGGAUCUGCGCGAAUUCGGCCAUAGAUUAGAGUCAGCGAUGAGAAUCACUGAUUUUGAUGCGCCGCAAGGGGUGACGAACCAAGUGGUGAAGCUUUGCAACAUACUUUCAGAUAUAAUCAAAGACCAGGUCCAAUCGCUUGCGCGAAAGACCGAAACGGUGGCGGUUAUUUGGGCACUGCUACGGUCCGACAUGGUCGAGUUGAAGACACACCUUGCAAUGGCCGUUCACCAUCAAGGGAAGGCUGACGAGGAAUUCAUCGAAGAAAUGCAGUACACACGUGAAACAUACCUCCACCUCGCCCACAUGUUGGAUCUGUCCGCGAAGGGACACUGA